UCCUGGUUGUCGAUUUUGGAGCCGUCGCAUUCCUGGCCCGCCGCAUCAGUCGAUCAUCAAUACCGCCGAGUGACGGCAUAGCUAGCCCUUAGCUUACUUACGAGCACCUCUCUGUUGGCGAUAGCUUCCCCCCAUACCGCACCAUCGUGAGCCUCACUCACGGGAGUCCGAGCCAAGAAUACACUCAAGGGACGACGGCAUCACCUUUCUAGCCUCACCCGGCAAACCCUGCCUCCCACCCACCCGCCCGCUCGCCCGCAUGCUCCUCGGCGCUUCAUGUAAACGCACGAUAUCGGCCCGUUGGAACCUCACACGGGAGCCCCAUGGGGAAGUCCGCGCAGGAGACGUCGCCGAGGCAGGCCUCUCUUGCAUGGGAGCUGCUGCUGGACCGCCAUUGUUCCUCACGGCUGUAUGCGCCCCGCAUGCUGGCUGUUUCCUAAUCUUAUAUAUAAAAGACACACCAUGGAGGUGCUCGACCAGGACUUCCCCGGCCUGUCCGUCAACGACACGGCGUCUCUCGUGAAGCCCAUCAUGCACUUCCUCUCCGCCGCCCUGCUCUUCGGCUCCGUCGCCGCCCAGACCGUCCUCGGAGGACGCGUCGGCGCCGCCAACAGACGGCCCCUUUUGCUGAAGCGCUCCGUCGACUCCUUCAUCGCCGCGGAGACCCCCAUCGCCCUGGAGCAGCUGCUCUGCAACAUCGGGCCCGACGGCUGCAACGCCCGGGGGGUCGCCUCUGGUGCCGUCAUUGCCUCUCCCAGCAUGCAGGACCCCGACUGUAAAACGCUGCCCCCCCAUCCAUCCAUGUCCUCUCACCUUGCGGCACAGCAGAGCCGCGUCUCCCCUUCCAAGAUAAGACGUCGGGCCAGAGCUGACGUUACCCAUGCACUAGACUUUUACACAUGGACCCGGGACAGCGCCCUGGUGUUCAAGGCCAUCGUCGACAGGUUCACCACCGCGUACGAUGCCGGUCUGCAGCGUCGCAUCCAAGAGUACAUCGCCUCCCAGGCGAAGCUCCAGGGCAUCUCGGACCCCUCGGGGCCGCUGUCUGACGGCCAAGGGCUCGGGGAGCCCAAGUAUAACGCGGACCUGACUGCCUUUACGGGUUCAUGGGGUCGGCCUCAGCGGGACGGCCCAGCCCUGCGAGCUGUCGCCAUGAUCACGUACGCCAACUGGCUCGUGCAAAACGGCUACUCCUCCACGGCGGCUACGGUCGUCUGGCCGGUCGUCCAGAACGACCUCAACUACGUUGCGCAGUAUUGGAACCAUACUGGCUUCGACUUGUGGGAGGAAGUCAACGGCAGCUCAUUCUUCACCGUCGCCAACCAGUACAGAGCACUCGUCGAUGGCAGCAAGCUAGCAGCCACCCUCGGACAGCCCGCCGCGUCGUACGCCGCGGUCGCGCCACAGAUUCUGUGCUUCCUCCAGACCUUCUGGGACUCAUCUGGCGGCUACGCCCGGGCAAACAUCAACGUCAACAACGGACGCACCGGCAAGGACGCCAACACCAUCCUGGCGUCCAUCCACGCCUUCGACCCGAAGCUGGGCUGCGACGCCGCCACCUUCCAGCCCUGCAGCGACAGGGCCCUCGCCAACCACAAGGCCACCGUCGACUCCUUCCGGGCGCACUACAAGAUCAACGCCAUCAGCAAGGGGGGCAAGGCCGCCGCCGUGGGCCGCUACGUCGAGGACGUCUACUACAAUGGCAACCCGUGGUACCUCACCACCCUCGCCGCCGCCGAGCAGCUCUACGACGCCGUGUUCGUCUGGCGGAGCGCCGGCUCCGUCACCGUGACGGACACGUCGCUCGCCUUCUUCCAGGACCUGGACCUGGGCCCCCCCGGGGUGGCCAAGGGCACGUACUACGCGCGGGGCGCCUCCGCCGACGACGACAUCACCUUUGCCAGCAUCGUCGAGGCCGUGUCCGCCUACGCCGACGGCUUCGUCGACGUCGUCGCCACGUACGCCGCCGCCAACGGGUCGCUCGCCGAGCAGUUCUCCCGGGACGACGGCGGCCCCCUGUCCGCGCGCGACCUCACGUGGUCAUACGCCGCCUUCCUCACGGCCGCCGCUCGCCGAGCCGGCGUCCUGCCGCCGUCUUGGGCAGAUGACAAGGCCACGUCCGUUCCGGGCACGUGCUCCGCCACGUCGGUCGUGGGAUCCUACUCGAGUGCCACGGCCACGUCGUUUCCCCCGUCCCAGACACCCUCGACGGGCGUGCCACCCUCUUCCUCCACGUCGACCACAACGUCCUCAUGCCAGGUAGCCACGUCGGUCGCCGUGACGUUCAAGGAGCUUGCGACGACAAAGUACGGACAGACAAUCAAGAUUGUGGGCGACACCAGCGCCCUGGGCAACUGGGAUACUAGCAAGGCGGUGGCCCUCGAGGCUGCCGAGUACACGUCGGGUAACCCUCUGUGGAAGGGAUCCGUGACGCUCCCGGCCGGCCAGGUCGUCGAGUACAAGUAUAUCAACGUGAAUCCCGACGGCUCGGUAACCUGGGAGAAGGAUCCAAAUCACACCUACACGGUCCCAAAGUCCUGCGCCACGAGCGCCAUCCAGUCCGACAAGUGGCAGGCUUAG
Messenger RNA from Purpureocillium takamizusanense, 2580 nucleotides. Its product is annotated as Glucan 1,4-alpha-glucosidase. Gene Ontology annotation, biological process: polysaccharide metabolic process. Bases 412 to 2580 code for a protein of 722 amino acids. Gene Ontology annotation, molecular function: starch binding; glucan 1,4-alpha-glucosidase activity. The transcript is spliced from 5 exons. Lineage: Eukaryota; Fungi; Ascomycota; Sordariomycetes; Hypocreales; Ophiocordycipitaceae. Gene Ontology annotation, cellular component: fungal-type vacuole. The record is from RefSeq and is a predicted model, not a curated record.